Messenger RNA from Podospora pseudopauciseta, 1291 nucleotides. RefSeq lists its product as uncharacterized. Lineage: Eukaryota; Fungi; Ascomycota; Sordariomycetes; Sordariales; Podosporaceae. The transcript is spliced from 3 exons. Bases 95 to 1291 code for a protein of 398 amino acids. The record is from RefSeq and is a predicted model, not a curated record.
UGAGGAUUUGUCUCCUUUCUCUUCUCCGCACCCAAGUAGAGUCUUCAAAAUUCACAUUUUGAUCCAACCCGAACCAUCCACUCACUUCGACGACAUGUGCCUCCCCUGCUGGCCAAUCACCAAGACAACCCACGAACGCGGGAGCAACCAGCGUAGCAAUCCCCAACGCUACCACUGGCACUGGAGCCGCACCAGAAACAUGUGGAUUCUUCGAGAUACGUUCAAGACGCGGCAGAUGAUUUUGAACGGGAGAUGGCCAUCAGAGAUGGGGAGAGCGGGGAGGUGGAUCGAAAAAAUGGAAUUAUUGGGGGCGGAGAUUAUCAGCCUCAAACGCAAACCAGAUGGGUACGAUGAGGGCACAGGUGCGGCCCGGCAGCCUAUGGGAGCAGCUCCUGCCCCAGCUGUCGGCUUGAUUCCUCAUAAAAGGGCUCGCUUCGACCUCGAUUUCCCACCCCAUCCGCAGGCGAGUCCUUUUACCAGCAAGAUGAAGUCGGAACAAGAUGACCAGAACGGCAGCAAUGGCGCCAGGCCGACCACCCCUCUACGCUCAAUGCGUGCCUUCCCGGCUGCCCCUCCUGUCCUGAACCCCAAUGGGAUUCACUUUCAGCCCCAGCUGCCCUCCACCCAGUUUGGACCUAUGACCCAGACGUACAUCCCUCGUCGGGAUCCCCCUAGCAUGGCUUAUUUUGCUGGCCCGGCUGCUGGUUUUCCUCAGGUCACCGGUCAAGACACUCCCUUGUGCCAGAUGGGUGGUUACGCCCUCCAAGGAGGCUACAUGAUGGGUCCUCAGGGACCUGUGGUGUUGUCCCCCGCCGGCGUCACCAUGCCCGCCAUGCCCGGCGCUGGUAUGCCUGCCAUGGGCAUGUUUGGCCCUCAAGGUGGUCCCAUUCCGCCCAGCUUCCCCGGCGCCGGCAUUGCCUACUCUCGGAUGCAGCCUGGCAUGAAUCCGUUGAUGCAGAUGCCGAACGGUCACGGCCACCAAGCUUUCCCUGGCAGCCCAACUCCUGGUGUGCAGCCUCCUCACGUCCACUUUGAGCCUGCCUUGGGCAUUGGCCUCACUCAGAGCGAGCGAUUGGCUGCUGACAUUGAGCAUGCCAAGCAGGAGGGAUGUUUCGAGCCUCAGGACUUUAUGCCGGCCAACAGAGACCCGUACAAGGAGUGGUGGGUGGAGGAGGUGGAUGGCCAUUGGGGUCUCUACCAGCGUCGUCAGAUUGAUCGGCUCAAGCACAAGUGGUAUGUGAGGGAUGGUUGGUUUUAUGCCAAGCGUCUUGAGGCUCCUCCUGAUGUCUAG